GCUGUUUCCUCUAUGUCAGAGGGCGUUGUUUCUGAUCUCCCCUAGCGCGGGGUCUCUGGGAAUCAAUCUGGUCGCUUCAAACCGGGUUGUGGUGUUUGACGCUUGCUGGAAUCCGUCAUAUGACGUCCAGAGCAUCUUCAGAGUCUAUCGCUUUGGGCAGAAAAAAACUAUAUGUGUACCGUUUUCUGGCCCAGCAGAUUCAGAGACACUUCACACACAGACAGCUGAACGAGCUGUAUCACUUCCAGCCAGAUCUACGGCCCAGUAAACACACAGAAAUGCCUGCAGAUGACAUGUUGGUCCGGCUGCUACAGAGCUGUGGGCAGCUCAUAGUAAGUUAUCAUGAGCACAAAUCAUUGUUAGACCACCGGGAAGAAGAGGAGCUGAGCGAGGAAGAGCGCAGAGCAUCCUGGGAUGAAUACCAUGCAGAAAAGAAGGUACAAACUGCAAAUCUCAAGUCAGUGGAUUUAAACUGUGGUAUGGAGUGCCCUCGGGUGGUACACAUCACAAACAAGAUAAUUUACACUUAACUCCACUAAUAAACUAUUAUAAAUAAUGUACAGAAUGCCAAUGAACCCACCCACAGAAACCUCAACCAAGCACUACAGGUACAGUUUCACCUCUGACCUAACAUUUAGCAUUCCAUGAAUGUAUUAAAGAGUAAUUCUGGAGCUGCAGACUGUAGUGCUAACAGUCUGUCUUUCUCUCCUCAGUUCAUUUAUCUUCAGCAGGCUCUGGCUUCUUGAAACUUUGCCUAUACAACCAAGAGUGUUCCUUCAGCAACUUCAUUACCUUUAAAACAAGGCAAUGCAGAACGUUCUGCUGCUUUGGGCACUUAUAACAACUCCAACAUCACAUUUCGGCUGAAGCAACCCAAUGCGGUUUUCUCAGUUCCAAAAACACACACAUAACCCAAUCCCCUUUCUUCAGAAAACAUAGUUUGUGUUGGAUUUGAUAAAAGUAAGCUGCUCUCAACAUCACCAAUAUGAAUGUAGUUUUAACAUUAGAGCACUGAAUAAAUUCACAAGAUGAUGCUUAGGCACACAUGUUUUGAGACCUCAAAGCAAACUGUGCUGUUGUCAGAAAUCCUACUACAUGUGUAACUUAAAUUAGAACCUUAAAGCAACACUAUUUCCUUACAGUACUAAACAGUGUGUCUGAGCCCUUCGCCGUUUCUAGCUACCUCAAAACCACUACUAUACUUUUGGAUACAAACAAUGGAGAUUCAGUAGCCUGCACUGUUGUUGUUGCUAAUACAUUUAGUUAAAAAAAUAUAUAAUAUAUAUAAUAUUAAUAUUAUAUAUAAAAUAUAUAAAAUAAUAAUUUAUUUUAAAAUUCCAACGCUCAAUCUGUGUUAUGACGUGAGCUAUCUUCUCUGUUCAAUUGCUUUGUAUUUGCAAUAAAAUAAUAGAAAUAAAAAUGUAAAAAAAAAACCACUUACUGUGUCCUGCGGGGGCGCUGUUUCGCUUAUUACUUUGCUUCAUUACUAUGGACUCGUCGCUGCAGUCACAGAUUGUCCAGAGAUAGAGAGACGUGCGCCGGUCUCGACGGUCAUCGUGAUGCCUCUGCCUGCGUGUCUCCGGCGCUGCGCGCGGCUUCUCUACUGCAUACCGGUUACGAUCAUUAUCAUGGUUGUGAUGUGGUCAUACUACGCAUAUGUCGUGCACUUCUGCUGGAUCCUGCUUACCUGUGCGACGCAGAGAGUGGUGUUCCUUUGCCUGUUCCACAUGUGUUUUGGAAUGUUCUCAUGGUCAUUUUGGAAAACACUGUCCACUCCACCAUCCUCUCCUUCUGUGGAGUUUCAGCUCUCCUCUUCAGACUCGCUGCUCUAUGAGCAGGAACAUGGCGGUAUGGAGAAGAGUCAGAUUCUUCUGGAAAUUUCCCAGAAGCUCCCAGUUCACACCCGUACAGCAGCCAGAGCUAUCAGGUUCUGUCAUCACUGCCAAUUGAUAAAACCAGAUCGCUGCCAUCACUGUUCUGUCUGCCAAAUGUGUGUACUAAAGAUGGAUCAUCAUUGCCCAUGGCUGAAUAACUGUAUUGGAUUCUCCAACUAUAAGUUCUUCAUGCUAUUCCUGCUCUACUCACUCCUAUAUUGCCUCCUCAUCGUCACAACGGUUACACCAACCUUCAUCCAACUGUGGCUGGGCAAACUGUUUGAUAGUUGUGUUAAACUGCAUGUUUUGUUCCUGACACUGGUGUCAGGCAUGUUUGCUGUCACACUCUGUUUUUUGCUUUUCUUCCACAUCUGGCUUCUCACCAGCAACAAAACUACUCUUGAGUGGUUGUCAGUCCCCUUUUUUGCGGAUGGACCAGCAAGUGAGGCAUUUGAUGUAGGUGUCCAGGCAAACUUCUUACAGGUGUUUGGAAAGAAAAAAAGUCUCUGGCCACUUCCAGUAUCCAGCAGUCAAGGGGAUGGACAUUCUUUCCCCUUGAGAUGGCAGAUGUCCUCUCACAGUCAUUCAGUGAUGAAUGGAAAUGGACAUUAUGCCAUGGAAGGAAGUGUGGUCUCACCUGAGGGGGUCUCUGUUACCGUAGCACUGGAUGACUAGCAGUAAUGAAAUAAGGUGGACAGAAUGUGUCAUGUAACGUCGUCACAGCGAGUCUCAACUGGGGCAAUUUUAGAAAGUUCUCAAUCACAGGUUAAGCUUACAGGAGUGGCGGGAGGCCCUCAGGGUAAAAACAACUGCCUGCAUGCUCAGUUUUCACCUGAAACACUUCCUGCAAGAGUGAUCAGGUCUCUGAAACCUCUCUUUUACUGAUCAGGGUGUGAGAGAGCUUUAUCAGGUGUCCCUGCUGAGUGAUAAUGGUUUAAAUUCAUUAUUUUGUGGUGAAAUGUAGUUUGGUGUUUUGUAUGAACUGAA
Cyprinus carpio (common carp) is the source of this 2861-nucleotide messenger RNA. RefSeq names its product palmitoyltransferase ZDHHC15A-like. Gene Ontology annotation, cellular component: Golgi apparatus; endoplasmic reticulum. Gene Ontology annotation, biological process: synaptic vesicle maturation; protein targeting to membrane; peptidyl-L-cysteine S-palmitoylation. The record is from RefSeq and is a predicted model, not a curated record. Gene Ontology annotation, molecular function: protein-cysteine S-palmitoyltransferase activity. Lineage: Eukaryota; Metazoa; Chordata; Actinopteri; Cypriniformes; Cyprinidae.